Cheilinus undulatus (humphead wrasse) is the source of this 3297-nucleotide messenger RNA. It is a transcript of the gene inpp5b, whose product is annotated as inositol polyphosphate-5-phosphatase B. Lineage: Eukaryota; Metazoa; Chordata; Actinopteri; Labriformes; Labridae. The transcript is spliced from 23 exons. Gene Ontology annotation, cellular component: membrane; cytosol. Gene Ontology annotation, molecular function: phosphatidylinositol-4,5-bisphosphate 5-phosphatase activity; inositol-1,4,5-trisphosphate 5-phosphatase activity. The record is from RefSeq and is a predicted model, not a curated record. Gene Ontology annotation, biological process: signal transduction; phosphatidylinositol dephosphorylation. The coding region runs from base 218 to 2953 and encodes 911 amino acids.
CUGGGUCGGGCCAGGCAGCAGCGGAGGAGGAAAACAUCUGGAUCGAAAGGGAAUACAAUGUCGGAUUACACGGGUCCAACUAAUCAUCUCUCCUUCUGCUGUUCACUCGGCUUUCACUUGAGAUAGAAAUAACUGCUGUACCCGAAACUCCUCCGGGUACUCUCGUGCUGCUGGGACUGAAGUUGUCACACUGGUAGCCUGACGAGCUGUCUUUGCUAUGGAUCAAUCCGUCGCAAUUCAAGAAACUUUGGAAAGGGACGAAAACUGCAUUAUAGCUGUCCAAUGUGAUGUCCUGUUUGACGACAUUACAGAGAGCAGACUGCUGGGACUGGUGGAGUCUACAAAAGAACAUGCAAUCUUUAUAUACACCCAUCGACGGAUGGCCAUUACUGCUGAUGAUGUGUCACUGGAGGACAUUUUGCCCAUCUCCUUAGAAUUUUCUGUUGUGGAGGUUUCCUCUCCAGAGGAGCUUGCAGUUGUGGGUGGUGAUACGAGGGUGAGAGUAAGUUACCAGGAAGAGGAGUUGGAGCUCAGACUUCCUUUUGGGUCUCACUCGCGGCUCUUCCUCGGAGAGGUCAACAGAGCCUGGAGUGAUGUUUGCAAGUCUCCCACUCAGCAACCUAAAUUUGAAUGGAUCAGCAAGUACCGCAAAGCCACCAAGGGCCAGGGAGUUGUCAAACAAACCCUUACUCCCCUCAGCAACACAAUUACCAAGCUGAACCAGCACCGGAAAACAGAGAAAUCCUCGGACAAAAAGGGAAAUAUAGAAAGGGAUAAAUCUUCUAACAGCACGGCCCAGAAGUCCAAAGCAUAUUCCAGCCCAGAGAGUCAAGGCAUCUCCAGCCGAGAGGACAGGGAUGACCUGGUGCGCUCCUCCAGCCACACGCCUUCUAACAAAGCUCAGAUGCUGGUCAUGCCGCAGUUCGGCUUGCGAGACAACCUCAUCAAGUGUGAGCUGCUGAAGAAUGAAGACCUUUACACUUACUUGGAAGAUUUCAGCAUUUUUCUAGGCACAUACAAUGUGAAUGGACAGGCACCGAAGGAGAGCCUCCGUCCUUGGUUGAGCUGCACCCCCAGCCCUCCUGACAUCUACUGCGUUGGUUUUCAGGAGCUUGACCUGAGCAAAGAGGCUUUCUUCUUCAAUGACACCCCUAAAGAGCUGGAGUGGACAAAGGCUGUGUCUGAGGCCUUGCACCCAGAAGCCAAGUAUGCCUUAGUUAAGUUGGUACGGCUGGUGGGCAUCAUGCUGAUCUUCUAUGUGAAGAAGGAGCAUGCUGAGUUCAUCUCUGACAUGGAGGCUGAGACUGUGGGAACCGGCAUCAUGGGAAGGAUGGGAAACAAGGGUGCAGUGGCAAUCCGUUUUCGCUUCCACAACUCUGAUGUCUGUGUUGUCAACUCUCACCUUGCUGCUCACAUUGAAGAAUACGAGAGACGUAAUCAGGACUACAGGGACAUCUGCAGUCGUCUCCAGUUUCGCCAGCUUGAUCCGACUCAGCCUCCACUCACCAUCAUGAAGCAUGAUGUGGUUUUCUGGAUUGGCGACCUCAACUACAGGAUCAGCGACCUUGAAGUUGAUAAUGUGAAGGAGCUCAUCAGUAAGAAGGACUUUGAAACAUUGCAUAAUUAUGAUCAGCUCAAGAGGCAGAUCGAUGAAGAGGCUGUAUUUGUUGGCUUUGUGGAAGGAGAGAUUGAUUUUCAGCCCACCUACAAAUACGACACCGGCUCCGACAUGUGGGAUACAAGUGAAAAAUGCCGCGUGCCUGCAUGGUGCGACCGUAUCCUGUGGAGAGGGAAGAAUAUCAAACAGCAGCAUUAUAGGAGUCACAUGGCUCUGAAGACCAGUGACCACAAGCCAGUCAGUUCUGUGCUGAUCACAGGGAUAAAGCGAGUAAAUGCUGACGACUAUAAGAAGACCUUUGAAGAGAUUGUUCGCAAUAUAGACAAAAUGGAGAAUGAGUGUAUUCCAUCUGUAACCUUGUCAAAGCAAGAGUUCCACUUUAAGGAUGUGAAAUUCAUGCAGCACCAGGCAGAGACACUGAGCCUCUUCAAUGAUGGGCAGGUCCCAUGUCAAUUUGAGUUUAUCCAGAAGCCAAAUGAGCCCACAUACUGCAAGCCCUGGCUCACUGCCAACCCCCCAAAAGGCUUUAUCGCUCAGGGUGGGACUGUGGACAUAGACCUUGAGGUGUUUGUAAACCGUUCGACAGCACCUGAUCUUAACUCCGGAAAGGAGCAGAUUGAAGACAUUCUUGUGCUUCACCUGGAGCGUGGUAAAGACUAUUUCAUCUCCGUGGCGGGAAACUACAUGCCAAGCUGCUACGGCACAUCCAUCCGUUCAUUGUGUCACCUGAAGGAGCCUAUCCAAGACAUGCCGCAAGAGACCCUCCAAGAACUGGCGGAAAUGUCUGGAGAUGAGGAUGCAGCAAAGGCUGUGAAUACAGAAAAAACGGAGAAACCUCUAGACAUUCCUAAAGAGCUGUGGAUGAUGGUGGAUCACUUGUUCCGCAAUGCAAUCAAACAGGAAGACAUAUUUCAGCAACCUGGGCUCCGGAGUGAAUUUGCAGAAAUAAGGGAUUGCCUUGACACUGGCAUGCCAGAUUCUCUGCCGGGAAGCAACCACUCAGUUGCAGAAGCCUUGCUUCUCUUUCUAGAUGCCCUACCAGAGCCUGUCGUUCCCUAUUCUUUUUACCAGCAGUGCCUAGAAAGCUGUUCCAAUGCCAGUCUGUGUGAAAAAGUUAUUUCCUUGCUACCUCAGUGCCAUCAAAAUGUGUUCAACUAUUUAGCUGCCUUUCUCCGUGAGCUGUUGAAGAAUUCUGCCAGCAAUCGGUUAGAUGUCAACAUCUUAGCCACCAUUUUUGCCUCCCUGCUCCUGAGGUCCCCAACAAAACAAGAUCUUGCAGAAAAGAGGAAGACUCAGGAGUUCUUUCAGCACUUCCUGACCCCAGGCUCCUCCUAGAUGGAGGACCCCCUCCCCCCGUUUUCCAUCAUGCUGAAGCUGAACACUAAAAAACUGUACAGUCCAGUAUUUGAAAUAAACUUAAGAUUUCAUAUGUUCUUAGAUGGCUCUUCAUAAAGAUAUAGAAAAUAAUUAUCGUAAGGGACAAUUCUUACCUGAUAUUUGAUUGUUUCAAAGAAAUGUUUGUAAUCUAUUGAUGCACAGAGUUUAUUGUAUAUUGUUGAACAUCUGUAGUGUCCUAACAAGUUUUUAAUGUAUGUAUAUUUUAUUUAAACAAAUAAUUUGUACAUGAAUGUUUCUGAUUGCAACAAGAUAUCAUUUUAUAUAUAAAACUGUUGGAAAAA